Messenger RNA from Neomonachus schauinslandi (Hawaiian monk seal), 575 nucleotides. RefSeq names its product keratin-associated protein 17-1. NCBI's taxonomy places the organism in Eukaryota, Metazoa, Chordata, Mammalia, Carnivora, Phocidae. The record is from RefSeq and is a predicted model, not a curated record. The transcript has a single exon. Bases 42 to 347 code for a protein of 101 amino acids.
UCCGGCCGCGCUGCUCACCUGCCACCUGACCCGCCGGGACCAUGGGGUGCUGCCCAGGGGACUGCUUCACCUGCUGCCCUCAAGACCAAGACUGCUGUGAAGUGUGCUGCUGCCAGCCCGCCUGCUGCGGCUGCUGCGGCCCCUGCUGCGGCUCCUGCUGCGGCUCCUGCUGCGGCUGCGGGGGCUCCAGCUGCGGGGGCUCCGGCUGCGGAGGCUGCGGGAGCGGCUGCUGCGGCUCCGGCUGCGGGGGCUGCGGGAGCGGCUGCUGCGGCUCCGGCUGCUGCGGCUCGUCGGGGUGCUGCGGCCCCAUCUGCUGCCAGCCUACGCCUGUUUGCGAGACAAAGUGAAGCCCUCUGCCCCCUCCGCGGAGGUGGCCCAAGCAAAGCGUCCACCUGCUGCAGAUGGAGAGACUCCUUGUCUCCAGGACCUUCCUGGCUCCCAAGACAGCGUCCUGCCUCCGUGUUAUUUGUAGGCGAGGGCUUGUUCUCCAACACCUGCCCUGGGGUUUCAAGGCCCUGAGAAUAAGAGCCAGAUGCUGGUGAGAAAUGGAAACUGGGUCCCGUCCAGAGUGAUCC